This is a messenger RNA of Morus notabilis, 1449 nucleotides long. RefSeq lists its product as uncharacterized. NCBI's taxonomy places the organism in Eukaryota, Viridiplantae, Streptophyta, Magnoliopsida, Rosales, Moraceae. The transcript has 2 exons. The record is from RefSeq and is a predicted model, not a curated record. Gene Ontology annotation, biological process: positive regulation of growth. Bases 1 to 1449 code for a protein of 482 amino acids.
AUGGCGUGGCUCACCACCGCCGGCAAUUCACUCUACAACAUUCUCUUUCAGUAUGACAAGAAAGUAAAGACCACGACCACGAUCUCGACGAGCUCGGCACCACUUGGAAUCCUAUGUUUCGAGGCCGCGAAAAUGAUGUCACGUCUCGUAUCUCUCUACCGAUCCCUCUCCGACGACGAGUUUCGGAGCCUGAAGAACGAGGUUGUCAAGUCCAAAGGCGUGUCUUACUUGAAUUCUUCCGACGAAGAUCACCUCCUCCGCCUCGCAUGCGCCGAGCUCCUCGAGGAGCUUGACCACGUCGCCGCCGCCGUCUCUCGCCUCGGUGCGAAGUGUUCCGACGCCGCCCGUGGACUCCUCCGGUUCGAACUCCUCUACGCCGAUCUGAAACUAGGGCUAAUUGAUCCGAAGAAAAUCGAAUUUCGAUCAAGAAAUGUGCAGAGACUUGUGGAGAAGAUGGAGAGAUUGGUCUCCGUUACAGCGAAUCUUUACUCGGUGUCGGAAUCGCUGGCGGAAUUGGAGCAUUCGGAGAAGAAAAUCGACAAAUGGAAGAAGAACGCCAAUCCGAAGCAGUUUGGAAAGACGAACUUCGAGCUUUUUGAUCAGAAAAUCGCCUUCCUCAGGAAACAGGUCCAGAGCUACAAGGAAGCCUCUCUUUGGAGCCAGACGUACGACAAGAGCGUCGGUGGCGCGAAUCGCAUGCGUCGUUCUCCAACGGAGUAUUGCCUUAUCGAAGACCGGGACUUUUACGUGCAGAGAAUUGAGCAGGCCUCAAAAACAAGCCCAAUUGGGACGGACCGGGGCUUGGUCCGGAUUCCACGGCGGAAUCCUUUCUCUGACGGUUUUGAUAGAAUCUCCGGCUGUGAGAAUCGGAAGAAUGACGGGGUGUCCGGAUUGGCUUCGCAAUCGACGGUGGGAGGCUCGGCGUUGACGCUGCGGUACGCGAACGUGAUCAUAUUAGCGGAGAGGUGUCUCUACGCGCCGGAGACGGUGAAUGACGGCAUGCGCGAGGAGUUGUACGAGAUGCUUCCGGAGAAUUUGAGGAGAACGGUAAGAGCGAAACUGAAGAAGCGAUGGAUGAGAAAGGAGGAGGAGGAUGAGGGAGGGCGUAAUGGCCACGCGCUGGCGGAGGGGUGGAGGGACGCGCUGGAGGAGAUAAUGACGUGGUUGGCGCCUAUGGGCCACGACACGAUGACGUGGCAAACGGAGAAGAACUUGGAGAGGCAGCAGUGUUAUUAUGACGGCGUGGGAAAGCCGUCGUCGUCGUCGGUGUUGUUGAUGCAGACGUUGCAUUUCUCGGACUUGGAGAAGACGGAAGCCGCCAUUGUCGAGGUUUUGGUCGGGCUGAGUUGCGUCUUUCGGUACGAGAAUCGGCGGCGUUCCGGAGAUCAUGAAUCAUCAUCACAUGAUCAUCUCCGAGAAGUUGGAGCUCGCUUUAAAACUAGGUCGUGA